AUGAAGCGAAUCGAUAAACACUGGGCAGCAGGAAGCACCUUCAACAGUCAACAACCACAACAGGCAACACUCGCAGCAGGUAACACACACAAUAGGCAACACCCGCAGCAGGUAACACACACAGCAGGCAACACCCUCAACAGUCAACAACCACAACAGGCAACACCCGCAGCAGGUAACACACACAGCAGGCAACACCCUCAACAGCCAACACCCACAGCAGGCAACACCCUCAACAGCCAACACCCACAGCAGGCAACAUCCCUAACAGCCAAUACCCACAGCAGGCAACAUCUAACAGCCAACACCCACAGCAGGCAACAUCUCAACAGCCAACACCCACAGCAGGCAGCACCCUCAACAGCCAGCACCCACAGCAGGCAACAUCCUCAACAGCCAACACCCACAGCAGGCAACAUCCUAACAGCCAAUACCACAGCAGGCAACAUCACAACAGCCAACACCCACAGCAGGCAACACCUCAACAGCCAACACCCACAGCGAGCAACAUCUCAACAGCAACACCCAGCGAGCAACAUCCUCAACAGCAACACCCACAGCAGCACCCUCAACAGCCAACGCAAACCUUUUGCCCUCAACAGCCAGCACCCACGGCAGGCAGCAUCCCUCAGCAGCCAACACCCACGGCAGGCAGCACUCAACAGCCAACACCACAGCAGGCAACACCCUCAGCAGCCAACACCCACAGCAGGCAACACCACUCAACAGCCACCCACAGCAGGCAACACCCUCAACAGCCAACACCCUCAACACCCGGAGAUGUGCUGCUGA
Molecule: messenger RNA, 792 nt
Organism: Homarus americanus (American lobster)
Lineage: Eukaryota; Metazoa; Arthropoda; Malacostraca; Decapoda; Nephropidae
Product: chromatin modification-related protein eaf-1-like
Exons: 1
Coding region: 1-792 (263 amino acids)
Source: RefSeq, a predicted model, not a curated record